Rhizophagus irregularis DAOM 181602=DAOM 197198 is the source of this 1250-nucleotide messenger RNA. NCBI's taxonomy places the organism in Eukaryota, Fungi, Glomeromycota, Glomeromycetes, Glomerales, Glomeraceae. The record is from RefSeq and is a predicted model, not a curated record.
ACUAUACUACUUAUUAUUUUCGACCUCUCCUUUUUUUUAAAGUAAUAUUUGCUUCGUUACUUUUAGCAAAUAAUAAUAAAAAAAAAAAAAUAAAAAAAAAAGUUCGUUGUAGCAAUGUCAAGACUACCAAAAUUACCUACGGUUAGCGGAAUACCGUCUUCGGGUCUUCCUUCUCCAGCAGCAAAACGUCGUCCAUCAACUGGCACUACAGGAAAAUCAACACUUGCCCUGACUCCAGAACAGGAAGCGCUAUUACAAGCGGCAAUGGAAAAAUAUAAUCCAACGCCAGCUACCGAGUCGAAUGAGAAUAAUCAAACUAGCUCUAUCUCAACACUUGGAAAUAGUCAAGCUAAUUCAUCACACUCAACGCCAGCUACGAAUAAUACGAAUAACCAGUCAAAUAGAAAACUUGGAAAAAAAACAAGUUUUACCAGAAUGACGCGUCCAACACUUCCACCAUUAACAGAAAAAUCAGCUGCUAUAAAACAAAAUUCAACAAUACAACAAACUCCUCACACAAUGUCAUCGAAAUUAAAUAAUUCUGGAUUGCCUGCAUCAAAUUUAUCUUCACCACUUCAACGUUCACUUUCAGGCCAAAAUUCAACGUUGUCUUCGGCAUCAAAUCCCACUCAUCAACGGUUACAGGCCAUGGCUGCAUCUCAACAACGUCCAGCUUCCCCUUCACUUUCCUUAUAUUCAAUAGGUGAACGAGUUACUGUUGAGUCAAUGAAUAUUUCAGGUACAUUAAGGUUUUUAGGCCCAAUUGACAAUAAGUCUGGAACCUGGGCCGGAAUAGAAGUAGAUGUUCCAGGAACAGGUAAAAAUGAUGGGAGUGCUUUCGGAAAAUCCUACUUUACUUGUCCUCCAAACUCGGUAAUUCAAGUGAAAAAGCAUCAUCUGGUAUACCAUCAUCUUUGGCUACACCAAAUUUAUCAAAACAUGCUCAAAACGCAGCUAUUGCUGCUGGUCGGAUCACAGCCGGUUCUCGUGCUUCAAGGUAUAUUGGUGUCACAGCUUCCCAACUUAAACAGAGAAAGCCGUCGACUGUGUCCUCAACUCCUGAUACUGCUCCUAACGGACAAACGACUCCGUCUAGGACUAAACCAACGCCGACACUAGGACUCGUGAGACCUGGUUCUCUUCAAAGUUUAAAGUCACCAUCCACACCUCCAACUAAUGGUAGACAAUACCGCAACAGAAAAGAUUCAUCAUCAUCCACUGGAUCGACUGUUUCUAAGGCGUCAGGUCUA